This is a messenger RNA of Aspergillus welwitschiae, 894 nucleotides long. RefSeq lists its product as uncharacterized. The record is from RefSeq and is a predicted model, not a curated record. The transcript is spliced from 2 exons. NCBI's taxonomy places the organism in Eukaryota, Fungi, Ascomycota, Eurotiomycetes, Eurotiales, Aspergillaceae. The coding region runs from base 1 to 894 and encodes 297 amino acids.
AUGGCGUUGUGGCGCCACUUCUUCUGGCUGGCUGACCAACACGGAUUUCAGAUCCCGGCCAUAGCCGAGUUUGUGCCCAGACGAGCGUCCCUGCCAACUCCCCAAAUUCCGGAGGGCCUUGGCAGCACCCAACAGGAUGAUGCAGUGAACCGACGUUGCGGUAUCCCAUACGCUGAUACGGUCGAUGCGGAUCGCUUCGCCCUUGAAGGGGACAGACUGUGGCAGCCCUGGGAGUCCCCACAGGUUACAGGUGUGUUCUUCCGACGGUCACAAUUCCAGACCUUCUUUCGUUACCUUUGGGGUGGGAAUGGAAUCAAUCAGGCUACAAAUGCCGCAGACGAAUCGGCAGCGACAGAGGAAGCCGUGGCGGUAGAUCAGGAGCUUCCCCAUCGUCAUCUUGAGCAUCGAAUGCCAUCGCCAAGCUUCUCUCCCACUUUCCAGAUAAGCUGUCCGGCUGAUGACGACUGGGUUAUGACAAUGUGGGACCAUGGGAUAGUACCACUGGAGAUGCCUGCGGGCAAUCUGGAGGUGGUCAUAACCAUCGCGGGUCACGACCUAAAACGAAUCUCGCUGCCGAAUGACGAGCUUAUCAUCAACAACUUCUUCAAUGGACUGAAAGAGCGUAGAUUUGUUAUCCACAGCCUGGAUUACCACACAGUGUCCGCAGAGCCAAGUUUUUAUCUCUGGCAUCUGAGGUACCCAUGGGAAAGAGUUCAGGCCAUAUUGACCGAGGAGAAUGUGGAAGAGUAUACGGCAUCCGACGAAAAUCAACGCAAAAGGAGAAGAACAGGGAUUGCUGAGGCAAUAGAUGACAUUGCCGCGUGGGUGGACGAGCAAAUUCUUAACUUAUCCGUUCCCGCUCCCUACCCUUGGGACUGGGAUGAGGAGUAUUGA